Messenger RNA from Suillus subalutaceus, 1522 nucleotides. RefSeq names its product velvet factor-domain-containing protein. The annotation marks the transcript as partial. The transcript has 5 exons. NCBI's taxonomy places the organism in Eukaryota, Fungi, Basidiomycota, Agaricomycetes, Boletales, Suillaceae. The record is from RefSeq and is a predicted model, not a curated record.
GAUAUCAUGAGAGGGACAGAUUGUAAGUCCUCUUCCAGCGCUCCCACUUCACACAGGAAAAGAUCGUUCCAAUACUACGGUUCCGCCCAGUAUACUACUAAGGGUAUCAAAGUAAAAGGUUCAUCACCGCGUUCAGCUUCGUAUCAGAUAACUUAUUACUUCUAUUUCCCUUGCCUAUCAUCUUUUUCUUUUACUAACAUGUUAAAUCGUCUGUACAGGGAAUAUGAACUUACCGUCAGGCAGGAGCCAAAACAGGCCCGUAUGUGUGGUGUAGGAGCUGACCGACGUCCAAUCGACCCACCUCCCAUCAUUCAACUUCGUGUCAUCGACCCACAAACUCGUCAACCUCCUUCUCCAGCUCGUUUAGAUGGCGAUGAUUCAGACCCAAGCUAUGCUCACAGCUUCCUUCAAAACCCUUAUUACUUCAUGUUUGCAAGCCUGGCAAAACCUGACGACGACACAGAACUACACUGGCUAAAGGAUGGGAAAACACGGUGUACGACAGGUUCAGUUGUCUCGUCCCUCUACCACCUCAAAGAUACCGAAAAUCGCAACGAGGAUGCUGGCUUUUUUGUUUUCCCCGACCUAAGCGUUAGAACUGAGGGUUCUUAUCGUUUGAAGCUCAGCCUCUUCGAAGUCGUCGGCAACACCGUUCGCCACUGUAAAUCAAUAUACUCUGCACCAUUUUAUGUUUACACUGCAAAGAAAUUCCCCGGUAUGGAAGAGUCCACACCUCUUUCAUGUUCGCUAGCCGACCAAGGCAUCAAGAUCCGGAUCCGCAAAGAUAUCCGUGUUCGCAAGCGUCCUAUCGCUGCACUCGCUGCUCCAAUCGAUACCGAGAACAACAAUAAUGAAGAAGAUGAAAACGAUACCCCGGUUUCUGCAGUUGCUUCUACCGGUCAUUCCAAACGUCCUCGGCACGGCACAGUGUCUUCCAAUGGCGCACCAGACUUGCAGACUCCUACCGGGUCACUAGUAGGACUACCCGCAUGGCCAUCAUCAACGAGCUUAGAUCCUAUGCUAGGUGCUCCAAGUGCACCGGGUGGUGUCGAACUUCCUGCGCCAACUCACCCUGCAUCUGCUCCUCCAGGUGGGGCCAUUCCACCACCUCGCGGCGCCAGCUAUGAAAGCUCGCGUCUGGGAGGCUCCAUACCCCCGCCACCUGGGGCGCAACUGAUAGCCCCGCCUGCAGCAGCCGCGUUUGAGAAUUCCCGCACCGCACCGCCAUCCAUUCCAUCUACGUCCUCCGCCGUCCCUCAACGGCAAACUAUGCACCCUCCUGCGCAGACUGCACCCUUUUCAUCAGCUGCCCCCGUGUUUAACUCGCAAGGCAGGAUAGCAUACGAGGCUCCCCGCACUUCCACAUUUGAUUCUCCACGGUCUGCUUACGAAGGCGGUCCCAAUCAACGACCGCCGUUCGAGACUUCAAGAGGAGCAUAUGAACAGCCAGAUCAACGGGGAUACGAAAGCUCACGAACAGCGUAUGAUCCUCCGUCGCAGCGCACUGCUUAUCCAUCCGGUU